AAUUCAACAGAAAAGCGAAAGCCAAUAGAAACUACAUCUACAUUAAACUAUCAAAAAAUUGCGUUAAUUUUACAGAAAAGUUAUUUUUCCUAUUAAAUUAAUGCAAUUUAAAUAAAAACAACUAUUUAAAAAGAAUACUAAUAUAAUAUAAACAUUAAUUAAAGAAGAAUGGUUUUUAACGACAGCUUUAUGUCGGUCGAUAAUGAUUCGCCUCGAAAGGAUUCUGGAAAUCCCAAUAGAUAUUCCUGGGCUGAAGAAGUUAUUGUUAAUGAAUAUGGCAUAGAUGAAAUGGAAAAGAUUAAAAAAGUCCUUGAUGAAUGUGACGAAAGAAAAUCGGUAACAAUCAAACAAGAAAUCAAAGAAGAGCCUGGAACAAGUAACAUUAAACGUGAAGUUCAAUCAGCAGAACGUGAAAUUUCCAUAGAUUUCUUAGAUAGUGUAAAUGAACAAAAGUUUGAGAAAUUAAUCAAAGAGGAGAAACUUAAAACUCCCUUCAAACGGCGUCAUUCGAAUACUCCAAGCAAUGAAAGUCGCUCGGGCAGCCCCAAUAGUAGUGUACAAAGUGAUAAUGGAGGAGAUAUCAAGCCAAAAAAUUACCGUCGAAGAGUUGAUGAGAAACGUCCUAGACAUAGCAGUCAAAGUUCCUCGUCGUCAUCGAACCUAGCCAAUGAAACUGAUCCAUCCAUAUUGGAAAGGAGGCAGAAACAAAUCGAUUAUGGCAAAAAUACUGUUGCUUAUGAUCGUUAUAUUGAAAUGGUCCCAAAAAAUUUAAGAACUCGUGAACACCCUCGUACACCCAACAAGUUUGGUAAAUAUAGCCGACGUGCAUUCGAUGGAUUGGUUAAAAUUUGGCGCAAACAACUUCACUAUUAUGAUCCUCCUAAAGAAGUAAUUAAAAAAGAAGAGUUAAGUACGGACUCUGAAAGUGAAUCUGAUUAAUUUUAAAAUUAGGUUUGUUGAUAUAUUAAUCAUAAUCUUAACUAUAAAAGUUAUAACUGUACUGAUAAAAUAUGAGCGGAUGUUUUUUGUUUUUUAUAAAGCUUCUCGAAAUGUUUGUUGAAUGAAGUUAAAGUUUUCUUUUUAAAUAACAUGCCUCAUUAAUUUAUUAAUUUUGUAUUUGCAACGUUAAUUAUGUAUUAAUAUACUUAAAUAAAUUUAUAUUAAUAUUUUUGAAUUUUA
This is a messenger RNA of Episyrphus balteatus (marmalade hoverfly), 1179 nucleotides long. It is a transcript of the gene Slbp, whose product is annotated as histone RNA hairpin-binding protein. Lineage: Eukaryota; Metazoa; Arthropoda; Insecta; Diptera; Syrphidae. The record is from RefSeq and is a predicted model, not a curated record. Gene Ontology annotation, cellular component: cytoplasm; histone pre-mRNA 3'end processing complex. Gene Ontology annotation, molecular function: histone pre-mRNA stem-loop binding; mRNA binding. Bases 169 to 939 code for a protein of 256 amino acids. The transcript has 5 exons. Gene Ontology annotation, biological process: mRNA transport; mRNA 3'-end processing by stem-loop binding and cleavage.